AUGAUGGGAGGGUUUUGUUGUGUACAGUUUAUUACGAUUUCUCUAGCUCUAACGAUCACUUGUAUGGUCAACUCGACAGCGGUAGCCGAAUUGCAGAGAAAUGAAAGAAUUUCUCAUUUUACGGAAUCAAUUCCCCAUUACAACCUCUCCACAACGUCAUUACCGAAAGCCGAGUUCUCGUUGAAAUCCGAGCAAUGCGAAUCGACGCAAACCGGUGAUCGAGUGGUUGUUGAUUAUGGGGGUUCUCUCAUCUGGGAUCACCGUGUCCAGAACCUUCUCUUCAAGGGCACUUUCCUCGGCGCUCUUUUCACGGCAAUCCCUGCGAUUUUCGUGCUCCAAAGAUAUUCAAUCAAACGAAUCGUCGCCUUUUCUGUAAUUCUCUACUCUCUAUGCGCACUCAUCGUCCCAUAUUUGGCGCUGAAUUAUGGGGAGAAUUCCGUGUUCGCCAGCCGACUCGUCAUGGGUUUAGCUGAGAGUUUCGCUCAUCCAUCAUUCAACACAUUGAUCUCAAAUUGGUUUCCGAUCACCGAAAGAAGCACCGCAAUCGCUUUGUAUACAACUGGAAAUCAACUAGCCACCGCUGGAGGGAAUCCGCUGUGCGCGUGGUUUUGUCGGAGCUCUUUUGGAUGGCAGGGUGUCUUCUAUAUGUCAGGUAUCGUCGGUUUCUCCUGGACGGUCAUCUGGCUGACAUUCUCCUCGAAUCAACCCUCGAAAUGCAAAUUCAUGUCGCCAAAGGAAAAAGCGUAUUUGAGUUAUCAUUGUGUCACGAGAAGCCAUAAAAUGGGGCAAAAUGCGGCUCCUUACAAGAAAAUCCUCACCUCGCGACCUUUUCUCGCUCAACUCCAAGCACAUUUCUUUGUCUCGAUGAUUGCUUCAAUGCUUCAAUUGUAUUUACCAUCAUACUUUAAAGAAGUACUCUUGCUAGGGAUUAUGGAGAACGGCGUCUACACGGCGAUCCCAAACGUCGCGAUGUUUGUGUGGAAACUCUGCUGGUCAAUGAUUAUGGAUAAAUGUAAAGCCAAACACAUUCUCACUCCGACGCAAGCUGUGAAAUUGUCACAAGCAAUGGCCUGCUUUGGAAUGGCUCUCAACAUGGUGUCGAUCGCUUUCUUUGUCGACUGUUCAACUCCACUCUUAGCGCUGAGUCUUGUCACGUUAACAUGGUGCUCAAUGGGAUGUUCUGUUAGUGGCUUCAUCACCUCAAUGUUAUCGAUCGCUCCCCGGUACACGGCCACAAUCUCAGCAAUCUCGACUUUUGUAGCGCUUCUAGGGCGACUCUGCGCCCCACAAGGAGUCGGACUCAUCAAAAAGACUGGUACUCUAGCUGAAUGGAAAUCAAUUUUUCUGUAUGGCGGCGCGAUGGUGGCCUUUUCCGGGAUUUUGUUCUUGAUAUUUGGUUCAGCCGAAGUGCAACCAUGGGGUGAAGAGGAUUCAAUAACCGAAGACAAUAAAGAAGAACGAGAAAUCGAAUACGAAAUGAUGAUAAAGGAAAGGAGACACACAGCGAGUAUCAGCAUUCAA
Messenger RNA from Mesorhabditis belari, 1521 nucleotides. The record is from the annotation of a GenBank genome assembly. NCBI's taxonomy places the organism in Eukaryota, Metazoa, Nematoda, Chromadorea, Rhabditida, Rhabditidae.